Molecule: messenger RNA, 1818 nt
Organism: Hipposideros armiger (great roundleaf bat)
Lineage: Eukaryota; Metazoa; Chordata; Mammalia; Chiroptera; Hipposideridae
Gene: PDGFA
Product: platelet derived growth factor subunit A
Exons: 6
Coding region: 1-726 (241 amino acids)
Biological process (GO): positive regulation of phosphatidylinositol 3-kinase/protein kinase B signal transduction; platelet-derived growth factor receptor signaling pathway; positive regulation of cell population proliferation
Cellular component (GO): membrane
Molecular function (GO): platelet-derived growth factor receptor binding; growth factor activity
Source: RefSeq, a predicted model, not a curated record
AUGAACGAGAAGGCGUCCGUCCCCCCGGACCGACCGAGGCUGCGCUUGUCGACCCCCAUCGUGUGGGGGCCUCAGAGGUUUUGGCAGCUGGGAGUCUCCCUCCCCCUGCACACCUGGACACUCCCUGUGUGGGAGUGGAGGGGCUCCCAAAGGACCCCGUCCGUCUUGAGGAGUGAGGGUGGGCUGAGCUGCAGGAAGUGCUGUGGACAGGCCCUGGGGCCCAGCUGGUCACUGUCCCUUCUUUCUGUAGGGGCUGAGGAUGCUCUGGAAAGCAGCCUGAGAGCCCACAGCGGCCGUGCCACCAAGCGCACGCCUCAGAAGCCACCUCUGCCCAUUCGGAGGAAGAGAAGCAUCGAGGAAGCUGUCCCUGCCGUCUGCAAGACCAGGACGGUCAUUUAUGAGAUACCUCGGAGCCAGGUGGACCCCACGUCUGCCAACUUUCUGAUCUGGCCUCCCUGUGUGGAGGUCAAGCGCUGCACGGGCUGCUGUAACACCAGCAGCGUCAAGUGCCAGCCCUCCCGCGUGCAUCACCGGAGUGUCAAGGUGGCCAAGGUAGAGUACGUCAGGAAGAAGCCAAAGUUAAAAGAAGUGCAGGUGAGGCUGGAGGAGCACCUGGAGUGCACGUGCACGACCGCCAGCCUGAAUCCUGACUACCGGGAGGAGGAGACGGGGAGGCGUAGGGAGUCAGGUAAAAAGCGGAAAAGAAAAAGGUUAAAACCCACCUAACGAGCCAACCAGAUGUGAGGUGAGGCUAAGCUAGCGGCCCUUUCCCGGGACUCGGAUGUACAUGGCGUGUGACAUUCCUGAACCUACUUGUACGGUGCUUACCACCCGCGUACGGUCUUUGUUCUCCUCCGUGAAAAACUGUCUCCCCGUGCACCCUGGAGAACAAAGAGACAGUGUACGUUUGUUUAAUGUGACAUCAAAGCAAGUAUUGUAGCACUCGGUGAAACAAAACGGAGCUUCCUUGUCAAAAAGAGAGCAAGCAAACGGCCACGCACCACGGCGACAGCGCUGACUCACGACGUACCUUCGGAGGGGCACCCACGGGGCAGUGACCCACGCGCCAGCGCACGGGACCUCUGUCCAGGCGGUCACAGGUGCUUUUGCCGAGGACACGGAGCCUGCUUUUCCUGGAAGCCUGAGCAAUGUGGGCGGGCUCUGCGGGGCGCAGGGCCCCAGCACCGCGGACGCCACCACGGGACUUAGAAAGCACGUCUCCUUGCUGUAGUGUUUAAGUCUAUACAGAAACCUUCUGAGAGCCUUAAGUGGGUUUUUUUUUUACACCAUAAAGUGAUUAUUAAGCUUUCCUUUUUACUCUAUGCCUAGCUUUUUUUUUUUUUUUUUUUUAAUUAUCUCUUGGAUGACAUUUACACCGAUAACACCAGGCUGCUGUAACAGGACAGUGGGACGGUAUUUCUCCUAGCAGGAUGCGAACAAAUGAGAUGUAUUAAAAUAAACAUGGUAUACCUACCUAUGCAUCAUUUCCUAAAUGUUUCUGGCUUUACAUGUUUCUCCUUGCCCCGUUUCAUUUUACUUUUUAGCUUAAGCCAUUUCGAGAGAACUGUGCGUGAACCAAUCAAUCGGAUGCCAUCCCCAACCCCGGACCCCUGUCCCCGGCCCCCAGAGCUCCCUCUGGCUGCCGUCCCACGAGGCCCGUGAGGCUGUUCCUGCCACAGGGUUUGGACGGAACCUAAGUUCUUUAUUUUUGGUAAGGUGUUAUGCUUCACGUGUACUCAACAGAAAUGUGUGUGUGUUUUGUUUUUGUUUUGUAAAGGUGAAGUUUGUAUUUUUAUCUAAUAUUACCAGUUUUAUAUA